Molecule: messenger RNA, 743 nt
Organism: Cryptomeria japonica (Japanese cedar)
Lineage: Eukaryota; Viridiplantae; Streptophyta; Pinopsida; Cupressales; Cupressaceae
Product: dirigent protein 2-like
Exons: 1
Coding region: 136-648 (170 amino acids)
Source: RefSeq, a predicted model, not a curated record
UGAUGACAACUAUAGGGAGGCACCGCAUAUCUAGUCAAUUAGAUUUCGCUGGCUGGCUAUAAAUGGUGAUCGUCCUAUCAUCAUUAUAUCGCAUCUCUCUCUAUUACAUAUAUUUUCAAGGUUUUGAGAUUUCCAAUGGCUUCACAAAUGUUAUUCUUUAUCGUCCUCUCCCUUGCAAUAUUAUCCUGUUCAUGGGGGUAUCAACAAGAGGAGAAUAUUGUGUUUUACAUGCACGAUAUAGUGAGCAAACCCAACGCAACAGCAAUAGUAGUUGCAGGAGUAAAUGGAAUAUCCUCAGAGCUCUUAAACAUUGGAACAGUGCUGGUUAUAGAUGAUCUUCUGACUGAAGAGCCUGAUCAUUCUUCCACCGUUGUGGGAAGGGCCAAAGGAAUUUAUGAGUUUUCAGAUGUGAAGGGAAAUGCAGUUCACAUGGUGUUCUCUGUUGUGUUUGAGAACAAGAAAUAUAAUGGGAGUACACUUGAAAUCCAUGGAACAGAUAUCUUCACGAGGUCCUCUGGAAGUGAGGUGUCUGUGGUGGGAGGAACGGGGAAAUUGAGGUAUGCUCGUGGGUAUUCCAACGUUACUCUGCAUUCUGCCGUUGGCUUUGAUGGCAUUCUCAAAUUCAACACUUUCUUCCGCCUAGAUUAAAGUUGGUAUGAUAUAGGAGAAAUAGAUCAAAUGUAAGAGAAAUGGGUAUUGCUUUCCAUUUUAGGUUUUAUAAUAAAAACCAUUCGUGAUAUUUA